Molecule: messenger RNA, 870 nt
Organism: Eutrema salsugineum
Lineage: Eukaryota; Viridiplantae; Streptophyta; Magnoliopsida; Brassicales; Brassicaceae
Exons: 9
Coding region: 1-870 (289 amino acids)
Cellular component (GO): membrane
Molecular function (GO): glycosyltransferase activity
Source: RefSeq, a predicted model, not a curated record
AUGGCCAACGACAAUGCUCAACUUGUGCCUGUCUACAACAAGACGACACCUAGCGAUUCGCUCAUCUCUGUCAACAUGAACGGGAUCACCAAACUCACUUCGUCGAACUACUUUACCUGGAAGCUUCAAGUGUAUGCUCUGUUCGAAGCAAAGCACACGAACUGCAUCACUUCAUCGGAGAAACCGAUCAAACGCCACCGGCAACCGUCACAACAGACAACAUCACCUUGCUCUUCUUGGUGCACCACUCGAGCAAGAAGAUCCCCUCGUGUUAUAAAAAAGAGUUCUAAAAUUGCAUUUAUGUUCUUAACUCCGGGUACAUUGCCUUUUGAAAAGCUCUGGGACCUCUUUUUCCAGGGUCAUGAGGGUAAAUUUUCUGUGUACAUCCAUGCAUCAAAGGAUACGCCGGUUCACACCAGUCGUUACUUUGUAAAUCGUGAAAUUCGAAGUGAUGAGGUGGUCUGGGGUAGAAUUUCAAUGAUUGACGCCGAGAGACGUUUGUUGACCAAUGCUCUUAGAGAUCCUGAAAAUCAGCAAUUUGUUUUACUCUCUGAUAGUUGUGUGCCACUUAGAAGUUUUGAAUACAUGUACAACUAUAUGAUGUACAGCAACGUCAGCUAUGUUGACUGCUUUGACGAUCCUGGUCCACAUGGAACCGGCAGGCAUAUGGAUCACAUGUUGCCGGAAAUUCCAAAGGAAGAUUUUCGAAAGGGUGCACAGUGGUUCUCCAUGAAGCGUCAGCAUGCUGUCAUAACUAUGGCAGACAGUCUAUACUACUCCAAAUUCCGGGACUACUGUGGGCCAGGUAUAGAGGGCAAUAAGAACUGCAUCGCGGAUGAACACUACUUGCCAACAUUUUUCUAUAUCUGA